AUGGGGGGUGGAGCUCUUCGCUCGAAGCUGCUACUGUUGCUGUCAGCAGCUGCUUUUUUUCGGGCUGUUUUGCUGCUGGUUAUGCUUAUUCUGCUACUUAUGCCAUUGCUGCCGCCGCAGCGGCAGUCGCAGCAGCAGCAUCUGCCGUUUCAGCAGCAGCAGCUGCAGCAGAAACAGCUGCAGCAGCCACAGCAAACGCCUUUGUCCACCAACCUAAGUCAGGCUUCAGCUGCACCGGAGCAGCAGCUGCUGCUGCAGCGGCCGCCUCCGGCGCCUGAAGGUCAAGGCAACUUGAUAGCAGCAGCAGAAGCGGCAACAGCUGCAUCAGCAGCACGAAGCAGCCUGCCUAGCGUCAGGUCUGGGGCUUUUCAAGAAGAAAGCUUUGCUGGUGGUACAACGCCAGACGCUACAGCAGCAGAAGCAGCAGCCGGAAAAGCAGCAGCAGCAGCAGAAGCAGCAGCAGCAACAGCAGCAGCAGCAACAGCGGCAGCGCAGCGCGGUGGCAUGUGGCCAUCUCCCCUGCAAUGCGCUUCUGUGGAUGUUUGGUGGAGCACUUUGCUGCACUUUAUUCCCUCGCUGCUGUCUGUGUCUGUCUUUUUACUGCUGGGGGCUUUCGCCUGGCAGCUGCAUGCAGCAGCAACGCUGCGGCGCAGCAGCAGCAAGAUUGGACCUGCUGCUGCGCUUGCUGUAGCAGCUGCGGGCUUCAUUGCCUUCAUUCUUGCUGCGGCCUUCAGCUACAGCCAGGCAUCGCAGCACUUGUUUCAAAGGUUAGCGUGCGUGAUAGUUGGGAGCCUAUACGUGUUUACUUCGUUGCUGCUGCUGCUGUUUGGCGGUCUUGUGCUGCGGGAACUACGGAAGAGAGAUGCGCAGCUGCGGCAGCCCCUGCUACAGCUUCAGGAGCAGCAGCAGCUGCUGCAGCAGCAACUGCAGCAGCAAGAACUUGCUGCUGCUCAGAGCUCCAUAGGGUCGCAACUAGGAGACUACGUGCUGAUGCAAAUCUUGGGCAUACCGUCUAACCAGCAGCAACAGCAACAGCAGCAGCAGCGCAUCAGCAGGAGCAGCAGCAGCAUCCAAUCAGUGCAGAUGCCACUUGCCCCUGCUCCUGCUGUUCUCGGUGCCUUGCCACCCCCUGUCGGCAGCACCAGCCUCGACGAGUUGGGCAGAGAGGCGCGUUUGCGGCUGUUGCUGCUGACUUGCUGCUGCCCGCCGCUGCUGCUGCUGCUGGGCGUGUAUCUGCUGAUGGUGGGGCUAUGGGGCCAACACAUGUACCCUGCUGUUGUUAUGAAGCAUCGGCAGCAGCUAACGUUUGAUUUGCUGCUGCUGUUUGUUGCUGAAUUGCUUCCUUCUCUUAUUGUUUUCAAGGCCUUCACGCCCAGCAGCGGCACCAGCCGCAGCCGCAGCCGCAGCAGCAGCAGCAAAAGCACAAAUGUAGUUUGUCACACACUUUCCUACGACCAGCCUGUGAGCUUCUGGGAUGCUGCGGCAGGCAGCAGCAGCAGCAGUAUGCGGGUGUACCCUCAACUGCAGCAGCAGCAACAGCAGCAGCGGCAGCAGCAACUGCAGCAGCAGCACAGGCAACAAUACAUGCAGCCGCCGCAAAUGGGGGCCCUGCAGAUACUUCAGCAGCACCUGCAACAGCAUGAAGCAGGCACAGAUUCCUCUUGUCUCAGCAGCAGCUGUGGCCACCAGCGCAGCAACGGCAGCGGGGAGGAGGCCAGCAGCAGCAGCCCUAGCAGCAGCAGCCGCAAUACCAACAGCAAUCCCACCUGCAGCAGCGAAAUGUCGAGCUUCUACGGCGCAGUCCAAAACACAGAAAGAGACUCUUUCUCCUAA
Molecule: messenger RNA, 1833 nt
Organism: Eimeria necatrix
Lineage: Eukaryota; Apicomplexa; Conoidasida; Eucoccidiorida; Eimeriidae
Exons: 2
Coding region: 1-1833 (610 amino acids)
Source: RefSeq, a predicted model, not a curated record